AAACAUAAAGCAGCAGGGAUUCCCACGUGGUCACCCACCGUAGUACUAAUCUGCCGUUCAACUGCUUAUGUAUGGCAGAGCGGACGGGAUGCCCAGUUUUCAGCUGACUGUGGCCGUAUGUGCAAGCUAAGAAUACGAGACAGUAUAUAUUUGCUCGUCAUUGUGUUCGUAAACAUCGAACAUAACAUCCUGGUUGUUCAGGAUCGCAUGCUUUUCAUGAUUCAAUGGAUCAAGUCUCUACGGCUUCCAAAAUUUUGA
Aureobasidium melanogenum CBS 110374 is the source of this 258-nucleotide messenger RNA. RefSeq lists its product as uncharacterized. The record is from RefSeq and is a predicted model, not a curated record. The annotation marks the transcript as partial. Lineage: Eukaryota; Fungi; Ascomycota; Dothideomycetes; Dothideales; Saccotheciaceae. The transcript has a single exon.